UGAACGCUGGGCGGGCGCGCUCUCUGACGUCUCCCAACACACAUCCCACUUACCUGGGUCGUUAGCCGGCCGGCCUGAGACCCCCUCCAGUGAAGGUGGACGGAAGGUGAAGGCGGACGGAAGAGCCCCUCUAAUCAAAUAGGACCGCCAGCUGUGGUGUGGAACAAGAUCACUGCCCCUGCCCCCCGGCUUUGCCCUGGAGCACAUGGAGCUGAGACCUGAUGCCAGCCACAAGGAGAAUGUGCCCCCCAGGCCGGCAACCUCCCUGAAGCCAGAGCCACGGAGAUUCCGGAAGAGCCUGGGUGUCGGCCUGGCCAGUAGACGUGGCCAGUGGGUGUCCAUGGGCCCGGCUGAGAGGGAAGGGCCUGCUGCCACACCGUGUCUGGGGACAGCACUACACCAGGAGCCUUGCCGAGUCCAGAGCAACCUGGCCAGCCCCAGCCCCAGCCUGGGCCUCGUCCUGAGGGACAUGACCGGCCGGCUGACCAACUCAAGCUUCCGGCAGCAGGACAACCUGCAGCCCUUGGUUGGGAGACCCCAAAGGAGAGUCCAAGACUUUGCGAUCCAGCAAAGUAACUUGUGUGCUAGGGAGACCCACACGGCUGAGUGUGGACGUCUCACCAGCCCCCAGCUCUGGUCAGAGCCUCAGGAGAGCUUCCGGCCCCACCUGAUGCCCCAGGGAAGCCCCCUACCCCAAGGGCCACUGGCUCGCCCAUCCUCCAGUCUGAGGCAGUCCUGGCUGCUGGCCACAGAUACCUCUUGCCCAGACAUCGGGCUUGCUACAGGGCUGGCCCCACUCAAAGGGCCCACAUGGUCAGACCCCAGAUCCCGGUGUGGCCUGGGGGGCUGGACCUCCAGGCUCGUGGGGAAACCCCUGACCCUGAAAGACCUGGCUGUCCCUGCCCAGAGCCUACCUCAGGCCCCAUCCCAAGCUGCCAUUCACCAGCUGCUGGUCUGCGUUCAACGCCUGGAGUGCCAGGCAGUGCGGCUCAGGUGCCAGGCAUCCCGGGAAUUCCCAGGCCCUGUGUGGCAGGAGCCUUGGACCAGAGCUGGCCAGACACUCCCUGUCCACCCCCAGCUCAGCCAGCCUGUUCUUGAUUCCUGGGAUGAGAGGAGGAGACACUCCCGAGGCCUCAGGGAAACUACUAGUUUCCCAGAGACUCCGGGGCCCCAGGAGGGUCUCUCAGACUCUCAGGCAAGCAGCAAGCAUGGAUCACUGGGGACCACUCUGGCGAUGCUGCCUGGGGAUGCCCUUGACCCUGAGCAGGUGGUCCUUUCUGCCUGCACCCUAAGGCAAGGAGAGCAAGGCUCCUCGGGGACUACACACGGCUGGGGGCAGAGGGGGGACCCCCUGCGCCCUCCAGGUGUGGACAGCAGGGAGGCCAGACUCUGCUCUUCAGCCUCAUCCAGUUCAGCCCAGGGCAUCCUCCCUGGGCGGGAAGGAGGGGGCAGGACCCCAAGGGAGCAGAUCAGCAGGGAGAAAGAAAGGCCAGCUUCCAGGAAUGCCCUGCAGAGCAAAGCCAGAAACACGGUGAACCUGCAGCCUGAGUUAGGCCGCUGGCAGUGGCUGUCCAGAUGUUUCAGAGCAUGGUGGCGCUGGGCACGGCGGCGGCGGACAGUGGCGGCGGCUGUGGCCCUGGGCCGGCGGCAGCUGUUACGCAGGGGUCUGCGGGCACUGCGGUGGGCACUGUGGCUCCGGGAGGCCCAGCUGGAGGCAGCAUGGGGGCAACACACACAGGCCUUGCUGGCCCGGACCUUCCAGAAGUGGAGACACUUGAUUCAGCAGCACAAACAAGGGCAGCCUCACGUCCAGGCUGGGCCAAGACCCCUGUCCUCCCGGGGAGACCAGGACCAAGGCCCCUCAGGAAGGAAGCCGGUGGUGGACGGUGCCUGGAGAAGCAGUCCAGGGAGUCUGAGAGAAGAGGCGGGAGCCCAGCCGAUCCCGUUGUGUGCUGGGCCGAGGCCAGAUGGAGGAGAUAGGGGAGUCCUGAUCCUGCAGACUCUGCACCAGCUGACUGUCUUCCUCCUGUGGUGUCAUCAGAAGGAAUGGGCCAGGCAGGAGGAGGGGGUCCAGGGAGAGGCCUCCCAGGCCACGCUGAGGACUCGGAAGAUAGGGAGGCCCCCCCACACCUGGCGCUCUCCUGCUGCAGGGGCAGCCUGGGUGGCCCUACUGGACCCUCAGCAUCGGAGAGCCUGUCUCUGCAGGUGCUUUGGGGCCUGGCAGCGUUUCGUGCAAAGAGGGACCCGGUACCGGGCCCAUGUGGCCAACCGCCAGGCAGGGACCCUGAGGACGUGCUUGCAACAGUGGGUGCAGAUGAAGCAGCUCCGGGCGUCAGAUGGAGCGAAGGUGGCCCAGCUGUCUCUUUGUUGGCAGAAGGCAGGGAACGUGGCCCACUUCAGCUCAGUCCCUGGAGGGGCCACAGUGCAUGGGCUGAGGCUGAUGGCCACGGCGCGGGUGCUGCCCCAGGAGCAAGGCUGGGGCUCCCUGCAGGAAGCCUGCUGGAGGCUGGCCCUCCAGCGGGUGCUGCUGCUCUGGAGGACGCGGCUGUCCCAGCGCCAGCGGGCGGACUCCUUCUUCAAGGGCAUGCAGUGGCGGGCACUGCGGCAAAUCCUGAGGGACUGGCGCCUGAGAGCACGAGAUGCAGGCAGCGCCAGGAUCACCUCAGCCCCAGAUCCGCUGGGCGGCACCCUGGGAGGGGAGGCCCCGCCAGGCCACAGUACACACCGGAGAAGCUCCUGGGACAAGGCUUCCAGGGCCCCUGCCCUCCUGGAGAUGCUCCGGUUGAGCUUUCUGUGGGCAGCAGGUCGGCGACAGCAGGGGCAAUGCCUUCUGCUCUGGCGGGCACGGGCCCAGCAGUCCAGGGACACAGCGAGGUGGCACCAGAGCAAGCUUCAGAGGCGCAUCCUCCUUGACUGGAGCCACUGGGCAAUAGCCCAAGGGGCCCGGAGAGAGCUGGCUGCCCGCUGGGCCUGGGAUCGGAGGGGCAGGGCCGCCCUGGGCCUGUGGCGGCAGCGGCUGGUACAGCGGCGGGAGGUGGAAUGGCGGGCCCGGGAACGGGGCCGGAGACUGCAGCGACGUGCCCUGGGCCACUGGCACUGCUACUGGCAGAGACAGGUGUUCCUGCAGGAGAAGUGCCAGCGGUGGGUGCAGGCCCGCCUCCAGGGCCUGCGGAGGGCCGUAUUCUGGGGCUGGCAGCAGGCGGCAGCUCGCCGGAGACCCGCGGCGGCCAGUCCAGAGCAGCUCCUAAUGCAGAGACACUUCCAGGCCUGGUGUGGAGUCGUGAAAGCCUCCUGGGCCGAGCGUCCAGCCUUCCAAGAUGGUCUGAGGAGACGGAUACCCGGGGCCACAUUUGCCAGUGAGGCCCAAGCGGCCACAGCCCAGCCUCGGGAGCUGUGUGUGGCCCGAGCCUCCUGCUGGAGAAGCCAAGAGCAGGGCUGCCAGGCAGACAGGCAGCUGAGGAGGACCUGGGCCCAGCAGGCCUUCGUUGCAAGGCAAGUGGCCCUGGGCCAGUGUUGCAAGGCCCAUCGGCAGGCAGGAGAGAGCUCCAGGGCCCAGGCCCUUUGCUGGAUGCUGUGGGCACGUGAGUCCUGCCAGCACCGAGUCCUUCGAGACCAUGCUGUCCCGACUCUGAGCGCCAGGAUCCUAGAGACCUGGACCCAAUCAGCAACUCGGGGCCACGUCCAGCAAACUGCCAUCACCCACUUCCAGCAGGCUGGGCCCAGGCGCUUCCUUCGAACCCACUGGGCCCAGUGGCGGACAGCGCUGCUCAGAGUGUGGCUAGAACCACAGGCCUACGAGGCCAGCUCAGCCCACCUGGCCAGGCCCAGGGCCAGCCUCCGACGCUGGCGUGGGCUGGCCGCCAGAGGGCGUCUCCUGGUGCUGAUGAACCCUCCAGCCCUGAAGAGGCAGACCCGCAGCUGCAGGCCAUGGGCCAUGGGGCCCAGCCCAACCCAGCACCGCAGCCCCAGUGGACGGAUGCGGGGAGAAGUGUCCUGGGCUCAGAGAGACUUGGGCAGCUGUGGUGGAAGCAGGGACACUGGCUUCAUUCGCUCAACACCAUUUCUUGUGCACCCUUCUCUUACAGUUCAACCUCCAGAAGCACCGGAACGACUCCAGCUGCAGGGGCCCGGGUGUGCCUGCUGGGCCCCAGGCCAGCGCCCUGUGGGGCCAAGAGGGGACUGCAGCUCCGAGAUCAGAGACCUCGAGGGCCCGGCUGCGCCGGCUGCAGAGCUCCCAGCAGGCCAGGCUCCGGGCAGCCAUGUGGCAGCGCUGGGUAGAUGCUCAGGGGGCAGAGAGGCUGGCAUGGACACUCAUGACAUCUCCUUGUCACAACCCCGUCCCCCCCCCACCCCGUCCCCCAACCGGGGCUUUUGGCCUGGGACAAAGGGAAGGGCCCCCUCUCCCCUCAGGGGUGCAGGUGGGGAGAGGCAGCGGAGGGGCUGGGGGCUGCCAGGGACAGCGGUGGGCCCAGCUCGGGGCCUCCUUGUGACUGUCCCUACAGCUCAGGCAGUGGCACCUGAGAUGGGCCUGGCGACUGUGGCGGGGGCGCAUCCUGCAGUUACAGGUGGCUCAGCGGUUACAGCGACAGGAGGACGGCUGGGUCCUUUCCCAGGUACCGGCAGGCUGCCCCAUCCCCAGCAAGCCCUUCCCAACAGGGCCACACCUGCGCAUUCCCGAGCUGCGCCCUCCCUGGUGGCUGUCCUCAGAGACUCUCCGUUUCAGGGAGGGGUCAAUUCAGAGAAAACAACCUGGGCCUUUAACAAGUGGCACCAGUGUCUGGCAGCCAGGGCGUUGAGGGCCAGAGCCAGCAGCAGCAUGAGGCCCUGGAGCAAGACAGGCCUCAGGAGGCCUGGAAGCAGGCCGGAAGCUGCCAGAGCCCCAGCACUGGGUGGACCUGGGGCGGAGAAGGGGGCCCAGCUGCAGCUGUGACAUGCUCUCAUGGAAAGGAAAACAAAUCGGAGCUCCACCCAUCUGCGGAGUGCAGGCUCAGGCCACAGAGCGCCCAGGCCAAGAGCUCUGAAGGACAAUAAAACGCCCUCCUUAACUCCA
Molecule: messenger RNA, 5050 nt
Organism: Odocoileus virginianus texanus
Lineage: Eukaryota; Metazoa; Chordata; Mammalia; Artiodactyla; Cervidae
Source: RefSeq, a predicted model, not a curated record